Messenger RNA from Exophiala oligosperma, 1685 nucleotides. RefSeq lists its product as uncharacterized. The record is from RefSeq and is a predicted model, not a curated record. Gene Ontology annotation, biological process: protein transport. The transcript is spliced from 2 exons. Bases 347 to 1465 code for a protein of 372 amino acids. Lineage: Eukaryota; Fungi; Ascomycota; Eurotiomycetes; Chaetothyriales; Herpotrichiellaceae.
GACUCACAAGCUGCGUUAUUCUGUGCCCGCAGAAACAUCUCAGCCUUCGACAUAGAACGACAUACUACUCAACAUAGAGUCCUGCCUUUUGCUUGGAACACGAACCAAGAACCCCUUCAAACCAAUCAUUCUUUCGGACGCACCAUCUGUACCCUCCCCCCCGGCAAUCCUCACAACUCUCGCCCUCGGGAAAUAGAAUCGCUGAUUGUGUCUCCCUCCCACCUCUGGCCUCUUCCGCACGCUUCCUCCCUUCCUCCUCCCUUCAUCUCGACAUCAACCCCCGUCCGUUUACAACAUCUACGAGUAGUACAUACGCAAACGGCAAAGAAAAAAUACAACCUCAAAGAUGCCAGCGGCAUCACCUCAGACAGUAAAACUGAAAUCCACCCUCCGACUGUUGAUCCCGAGACUCCGGAAUGCCCAAAAGAAGGACACGGCGUUGUCGAUCGCGGCUCGUCGAGAGAUGGCCGACUUGCUGUCCCAGUCGCGCGAAGCCUCCGCGCGGAUCCGGGUCGAAAACAUCAUCCACACCGACAUCACCGUGGAACUGAUGGAGAUUUUGGAACUGUACGCCGAGUUGCUCCUGGCGCGCGCGGGACUGCUGGAUGUUCGGGACAAGAAUAUAAAAGAAGGCCUCGCCGGGGACGAGGGCAGCAGCAACAACAACAACAACAACAACAACAACACGGGCCUGGAGGAAGCCGCGGCGAGCAUCAUCUACGCCGCACCCCGACUGGCCCGGGACGUGCGCGAACUGGGCAUCGUGCGGAACAUGCUCGUCGAGAGGUUCGGCAAGGAAUUCGCGGUCAGGGCCAACGACAACACCGACGGCGUCGUGCCGGCCCGGGUCAGUGAGAAGCUGAAAGUCGACCCGCCCAGCCAAAAGCUUGUCCAGGCCUACCUGGAGGAGAUAGCCCGGGCCUACGGCGUGGAUUGGCCUCCUCGCCGCGAGACCGAAGACCUGGACGAACUGGGCAGGGAGGUUGAUCGAGAAGAACAGGCCGACGACGACGGCGACGAUGACGGUGGAGUGGGAGGAGGAAUGAAGGAAACCCCGAUCCUGGCCGACGGGUUCGGUGCCCAACAACAACGACAACCCCCGCCUUCGACGCCCCAGAAACCACCAAACAAGAUCGACAUCGGUUCCUUGCAAAACGCCACUCCACCUUCGAGUCUGGCUCCAGGAGGCGCCAAAAGUCCCGUCUCCGUGGCCCCUCCGGCACCCAGGUCGGACAAUCCGAGCCCGAAAGUCAGGUUACCCGGCGGUGGGGAGAUAGGAAAGGAUAACGGUAAUAGUAACAAAAACAACAAUAUCACCAGCAGAGGUAGACCGGCGACGACGACGAACAAAGGCAAGACGACUUCCACGACGAGUGGGGGAGGGUCUAUUCCUACUGGACCUGUCCCUGGUAAAGUCCCUACGGUUGAUGAUCUGGCAAAGAGGUUCCAGGCGUUGAAACGGUGAUUGGGGGAUUUCACAAUGGACUUUGAUCGAAGUGGUUUUUUUAACGAAUAUGAAUAUCUGUUAUGAUGAGGAAAUUACGAACACUAAGAAACAUCUCAACAUCUCUAAGAUCUACAAGGCGGGGGAUCAUGCUCGAUGAAUGUAUUCAGGUUACUCUGUAUUUUUCCCUUGUGUAGCCUUUAUGUUGUAGGUGCCCGGAGGGAGUAGCAUACAGCAUGUG